Messenger RNA from Trichechus manatus latirostris (Florida manatee), 2841 nucleotides. RefSeq names its product bromodomain testis associated (gene BRDT). Gene Ontology annotation, cellular component: nucleus; chromatin. The record is from RefSeq and is a predicted model, not a curated record. NCBI's taxonomy places the organism in Eukaryota, Metazoa, Chordata, Mammalia, Sirenia, Trichechidae. Gene Ontology annotation, biological process: chromatin remodeling; regulation of DNA-templated transcription.
UUAAGAAUGUCUCUGCCAAGUCGACAAACAGCUAUUGUUAACCCACCUCCACCAGAGUAUAUAAAUGCUAAGAAAAAUGGACGAUUGACAAAUCAACUGCAGUAUCUACAAAAAGUUGUCCUGAAGGCUUUAUGGAAACAUAGCUUUUCUUGGCCCUUUCAGCAGCCUGUGGAUGCCGUGAAACUAAAGUUGCCUGAUUAUUAUACCAUUAUAAAAAAUCCAAUGGAUUUAAAUACAAUUAAGAGGCGCUUGGAGCAUAAAUAUUAUGUGAAAGCUUCGGAAUGCAUAGACGACUUCAAUACAAUGUUCUCAAAUUGUUAUUUGUAUAACAAGCCUGGAGAUGACAUUGUUUUAAUGGCACAAGCUCUAGAGAAGUUGUUUGUGCAGAAAUUAUCUCAGAUGCCACAGGAAGAACAAGUUGUGGGUGGUAAGGAAAGAAUGAAGAAAGGCACACAGCAGAAUGUGAUAGUUUCUUCUGUUAAAGAAAAACCAUACCCCAAAGCACCAGAAAAAGUAUUUAAGCAGCAAAUGAUUCCCUCUGCAUUGCCUGAGACAUCUAUUUCGCCCUUAAAUAUGACACAAGGAGCUCAGCUCAACUCUACCUCACAGACAAUUGCCCAAGUUACAAGAGGUGUGAAGAGGAAAGCAGAUACAACAACUCCUGUAACUUCAGUAGUUAAAGCAAGUAGUGACUCUCUCCCAACAUUUACAGAAAACAAAUCGGUGAAAAUUCCACUUAUAAAAGAAAAUAUGCUAAAGAAUGUUUUGCCAGAUUCUCAGCAACAAUAUAAAGUUGUAAAGAAUGUUAAAGUAACCAAACAAUUAAAGCACUGUAGUGAGAUUCUUAAAGAAAUGCUUGCAAAGAAACACUUAUCAUAUGCAUGGCCCUUUUAUAAUCCUGUUGAUGUUAAUGCUUUGGGACUCCAUAACUACUAUAUUGUCAAAAAUCCAAUGGCUCUUGGAACUAUUAAGUGAAAAAUGGACAACCAAGAGUAUAAGGAUACAUACGAAUUUGCUGCAGAUGUUAGAUUAAUGUUCAUGAAUUGCUACAAAUACAGCCCUCCAGAUCAUGAAAUAGGGACAAUGGCAAGAAUGUUCCAAGAUGUUUUUGAAAGGCAUUUUGCAAAGAUCCCUGAUGAACCUGUUGAGAGCAUGCCUCUAUGUUACAUCAAAACAGAUACCACAAAAACGUUUGGUAGAGAAAGCAGUGGUGACGCUUCCUCUGAAGAUAAAACUUCUGAUGAUUCCGAAGAUGAACGAGUUCAACGUCUUACAAAGCUUCAGGAGCAGCUUAAAGCUGUUCAUCAACAACUGCAGGUUCUGUCCCAAGUACCUUUCCGUAAACUCAAGAAAAAGAAUGAGAAGUCUAAAAGGGAAAAGAAAAAAGAAAAGUUUAAUAACAGAGAUGAACAUCCGAGGAAAAAGUUUAAGCAAAUGAAACUAAAGGAAAACGCCAAGAACAAUCAGCCAAAGAAGAGGAAACAACAGGUCCUUGGUCUGAAAUCUGAAGAUGAAGAUAAUGCUAAACCUAUGAAUUAUGAUGAGAAAAGGCAGUUAAGUUUAGAUAUAAACAAACUCCCUGGAGAUAAACUUGGGCGAAUAGUUCAUAUAAUACACUCAAGAGAGCCUUCACUGAGAAAUUCGAAUCCUGAUGAGAUAGAGAUAGACUUUGAAACACUGAAAGCAUCAACAUUGAGAGAACUAGAAAAAUAUGUUGCAGCAUGUCUAAGAAAAAGACCACUAAAACCUUAUGCUAAGAAAAUAAUGAAGUCCAAGGAAGAACUUCAUUCACAGAAAAAACAAGAGUUGGAAAAGCGGUUACUGGAUGUCAAUAAUCAGUUAAAUUCUAGAAAACGUCAAACAAAAUCUGAGAAAACGCAAUCAUCCAACGCAGUUGUAAGCGGUUCCCGAUUGAGUGAAAGCAGCAGCAGCAGCAGCAGCAGCUCAUCAGCGUCUGAAAGUAGUAGCAGUGAUUCAUGUUCUUCAGACAGCAGUGAUUCUGAAUCAGAAAUAUUUCCUAAAUUUACUGGAGUGAAACAGAAUGAUUCUCCUUCUAAAGAGAAUGUAAAGAAAAUGAGGGAGGAAUACGUAUUUCCUGAAGGAGGGACAGGUUUCACAGAGAAGCAGAUACAAUCUUCUAUGCAAGACUCAACUUCUGUUCAUCAGACCACACAUUCGUAUGGAAUACCACCAAAUCACAACCAGUUAACACUUAAUCAUCAAGAAUUAGAAAAAUUACAGAGUGUGAAAAACAUUUCAUCUUUACAAAUUCUGCCUCCAUUGGGUGAAUCUGAGCAAGGCUUGAAUGACCUAACUGUGAUGCAUCAGUCUGGUAACAUUGACACAAUUGUGGUAGAACCUGAAUGUCAAGUUCCUGUGCAGAAGGAUAUAAAGAUCAAGAAUGCAGACUCUUGGAAAAGUUUAGGCAAACCAGUCAAAACAUCAGGUGUACUAAAAUCCUCAGAUGAGCUCUUCAACCAGUUUAGAAAAGCAGCAAUAGAAAAGGAAGUAAAAGCUCGAACACAGGAGCUAAUACAGAAACAUCUGGAACAGAAUACAAAGGAACUCAGAGUAUCUCAAGAAAAUCAGAGGGACAUUGGUAACGGCUUGACUCUAGAAUCUUUUUCAAAUAAAAUGGAAAACAAAUGCCAUGGAGAAGAGCAGAAAGAACAUCAGCAGUCAUUGGAAACUCAAGAUAAAUGCAAACUCUGGCUUCUCAAAGACCGUAAUUUAGCAAGGGAGAGAGAGCAAGAGCGGAGGAGGAGAGAAGCAAUGGCUGGUACCAUUGAUAUGACUCUUCAAAGUGACAUUAUGACAAUGUUUGAAAACAACUUUGAUUAA